Trichoderma virens Gv29-8 is the source of this 1375-nucleotide messenger RNA. RefSeq lists its product as uncharacterized. The record is from RefSeq and is a predicted model, not a curated record. Lineage: Eukaryota; Fungi; Ascomycota; Sordariomycetes; Hypocreales; Hypocreaceae. Bases 93 to 1094 code for a protein of 333 amino acids. Gene Ontology annotation, biological process: mRNA processing. The transcript is spliced from 2 exons. Gene Ontology annotation, cellular component: mitochondrion.
UCACCAGGUUCAGCCUCAGCGCUCGAAUCGACCUCUUUCGUCUCGCUCCUCUCUAUUUUCCAUCUGCCCGGCAGACCGAGUCCGGCGACGCAAUGUUGCCUCUAUCGGUGCGGCGCGCGGUGGCCGCUGCUCCUCAGGGGGCAAGUGGGCUGACUUCUCUCGCCGCGUCGGCCCCAAAGGUCGCAGCCUCCAGCUUCAUUCUGAAUCGCCCUCAGCGGCGCUAUUCCUCGUCGAAGCCCUCAAGAUCCGAUGAGCCCAACGAUAUCUCUGCCGGCCAAUCGGUACCGGCAUCUACCUCUCGCGGAGAGAGCAAAGGCAGCAGAAAACGAAAGACCAAGGAAUCAUCCGACCGAAAUGCGGCUUUCAAGAAGCUACCCAGUGUCCCCAGCACUCACCACAUGUCCCAGGAAGCCCUGAGCUUAUCGAGCUUCUUCUCACUCCACCGUCCUAUUUCCAUCACACAGACCAUGCCCAGGACUGUUACAGACGAGCACUUUGCAUCCAUAUUUGCGCCUCGAUCAAAGUCGAGCAGGAUACGGGACACUGUUUCAACGCUCUCUGACACCAUCGACCAGCUGGAAGGCCCCAUGGCGCAGGUCACAAUAGGAUCUCAGGAUCAAGGGGCUGGCGAUGGUAUGCACAGAGUUGAUGUCAAGAAUCCCGACGGAACCGAGUCGAGCAUCUACCUCCAGGUCGAUACCAUGUCUGGAGAAUUCCUGCCAUUCCGCCCUCCUCCGUUGCCUGAGGCGCAGCAAGGCGUUGAGGCUGAUGCAGCUGCGGCUGAGACUGAGGCUUUGGAAGAGGCAGCUCACCACCGAGUUUACAAGGCCAUGUUCACCAUUGAGGAGUCCACAGAGCCAGAUGGCCAGAUCAGGAUCAUCGCCCACAGCCCUCGAAUUAUCCAGGACGAGCAGCCCCGGAGCUUCUUGGAGCGUCUGGCUGUCCGCCAACUGCGUUUUGACCAAACUCGCGGUCAGCGCGACCUCUACGCCAUCAGCGUUAAGCGACAACGAAAACUCAAGAUGAAGAAGAAGAAGUACAAGAAGUUGAUGAAGCGAACAAGAAACCUGCGCCGCAAGCUGGAUCGAACCUAAGGAGCUGUGCUUGGGCCGUGUAGACAUUCACAUUUAUUGUUUUCCUAUAUUGCGUUGGGAUUUGACUGGUUCUUGGGUUGGUGUCUGUCUGGGGUUGACGGCUUUUUGUCAGCCAUGAGUUACGCAACGCGCUCCUGAGACUCUUUCUCUUCCAUAGACUGGCGAAGAUAACAGUUGUCAUGUGCUGUGGUGCAUGACCGGGGACACGGCCAUUUCCCGUUAGAUCGAAUUUGUAAAAUUAGUAUGAAUAAGAUGAACAUGUAUCAACACAUUUGAUGAAU